AUGAUUUAUAUUGAAACUAAACAAAAUCCUAGGAGUGAUCAAGGACGAACUGAAAGAUACGAGCCAUUGCUUUCUUUACAUUCGAAGGUUGAUAACGACGGCAAACAAUUAGAAAAACAAUCGAAUUUUGAUGCCAUACUUACUACUCCAAAUCGUGAGAAAUCACAGAAGUUAUCAAAUAAACGUCGAGGAGAGAAAUCAGCAUGGAAUAAACGACGAAGAUGCUGUUGCUGUUUUUGCCAUCCCUUGUGCUGUGUAUUGUUGGCAUUUGGUGUUAUUUUGCUAGCGGCACUUUUGAGUGCAUUGAUUCUUGGCAUUCUAUCCAUAAAAUCUGGCUCUGCAAGUACAACAUCAACGACAACAUCAACAGUAACAACAACCACAACCACAACUACAACUACAACAACAACCACAACUACAACUACAACAACAACCACAACUACAACUACAACAACAACCACAACUACAACUACAACUACAACAACAACCACAACCACAACUACAACUACAACAACAACCACAACCACAACUACAACUACAACAACAACCACAACCACAACUACAACCACAACAACAACCACAACCACAACUACAACUACAACAACAACAACUUCUACUGCUGCCUAUGGAUCAACCUAUCAAUGUAUGGGUAUUGGUGCUAUAUUGCAUAAUAUUGGCUAUUGUGUAGCAUUCGCUACAGAAUCUUCUUGGAAGGGCAAACUGUCUGUUUAUGAUUUUGAAGAGUAUGUAACUGAUUACGCUGAGCAAUGUUGA
Messenger RNA from Rotaria socialis, 774 nucleotides. Lineage: Eukaryota; Metazoa; Rotifera; Eurotatoria; Philodinida; Philodinidae. The record is from the annotation of a GenBank genome assembly.